AGAAGUCCCCGUGGAUCCUACAUGGUGGAAUGGUCAAAAAGAGGAUCAUGGUGUCGUUGUAGACACGGGGUCAUUGAUAAUGCGAUUUCCUCAUGAUUAUUACAUUAUUUUUCGAUACAUAUUCAGAGAACAAGUGCACUAUCCAUUGUAUCCACAUAGUAUUGGUGGUGUAUUUGAUACUUGCUAUGAAGAGGUAGAAGGGGAAGAAGAAAUGCAAUUCCCAACUAUAAGGUUAUUUUUUGGGAAUGUUAGUGUUACACAAGAGUUGAAACUAGAACAAGAUAGAGUUGUGAAAAAUCUUAAUGGUUAUUAUUGCUUAGCUAUUUUACCAUGGGAUGAUACACAAACCCUUAUAGGAACUCAUCAACUUCAAGGCACAGGAUUAACUUUUGAUUUGAAAAACAAUGCUUUGACUUUUAGUGUUGAUGCUUGUGAUUAA
Messenger RNA from Capsicum annuum, 439 nucleotides. RefSeq lists its product as uncharacterized. NCBI's taxonomy places the organism in Eukaryota, Viridiplantae, Streptophyta, Magnoliopsida, Solanales, Solanaceae. The transcript has a single exon. Gene Ontology annotation, molecular function: aspartic-type endopeptidase activity. The record is from RefSeq and is a predicted model, not a curated record. Gene Ontology annotation, biological process: proteolysis. The annotation marks the transcript as partial.